AUGGCUGAUGGUGUUGUACCUGUCCAUAACAAUGGCACCGUGGUUGAAUCCAAGAACUACCAAUUCAUUGCCAAGUGGGGACCGGUGCAAAAGCUACAAGGUGGGACCAUUAUCAAAGUAACCGACGUAGAGCAAGCCAAGAUAGCUGAGGAAGCUGGAUCAUGUUCCAUUGUCAUUCACUAUGGGGCAUCUCGGCCAAAUACAUAUCUCAUCAAGGGAAGCAAGCAAGCUGAGAUAUUGGAAGCAAUGGGUGUAGACUAUGUUGAUGAGAGUGAACUUCUAGGCAUUGCUGAUUCUGACCACCAUAUUAAUAAGCAUACAUUUCAUAUACCAUUUGCUUGUAAAUGUCAACAUCUUGAGGAGGGAGAAGGUGCAAUGGUUGUUUGA
This is a messenger RNA of Mangifera indica (mango), 387 nucleotides long. RefSeq names its product pyridoxal 5'-phosphate synthase subunit PDX1.3-like. Gene Ontology annotation, biological process: pyridoxine biosynthetic process; amino acid metabolic process; pyridoxal 5'-phosphate biosynthetic process. The transcript has a single exon. The record is from RefSeq and is a predicted model, not a curated record. Bases 1 to 387 code for a protein of 128 amino acids. NCBI's taxonomy places the organism in Eukaryota, Viridiplantae, Streptophyta, Magnoliopsida, Sapindales, Anacardiaceae. Gene Ontology annotation, molecular function: amine-lyase activity.